Messenger RNA from Sipha flava (yellow sugarcane aphid), 2195 nucleotides. RefSeq lists its product as uncharacterized. The record is from RefSeq and is a predicted model, not a curated record. Bases 1 to 1866 code for a protein of 621 amino acids. Lineage: Eukaryota; Metazoa; Arthropoda; Insecta; Hemiptera; Aphididae. The transcript has 9 exons.
AUGAAUAAUAACUGCAUUCAAUCUAAUACACGCAAAGGAGAAAAUAGACUUCUGAACAUUGUAGAUCAAUCGCAAUUGAUUAAACCGGAUUCAAUGAUUUCGAAUCAUAGUGAAAUGAUAGCUCAGCUUAAAGUGAAAAUCGAGGUUCAGCAGGCGACUAUCAAUACAUUAUUGUCAGAAAUGAACGAAAUCAAAAUUAAUUUUCAAUUUCAAAGUAAGUUCAAGGACGACGAGUUGUCCCAUUUAAGAGAAAAGUGUUCAAAGUUUCAAAGUAGAGUUAAAGAAUUAGAAGAUAAUUCGAUUAACAAAUUAAAUAUUGAUCGCCUUCAAAAUUCAUCAGAGAAAUUAACCAAAGAAAGAGUAUCGUUUGAUGGAAACGAAAGUGAUAUCAGCGAAUUGAAUGAAGCUGAUAAGAGUGAAAACAAAGAAAACGACUAUUGCGAGGAAUUUACUGAAAUAGAUGAAAAUACUACUACUACUAUCGCCGACGUCGUUCUGACAUUUUUCACAUAUUUCUUAGGUUUUUUCUUUAUAUUAUUUAAUAGAAUUUUUUCUUAUGAAGGUAUCAAAAAAACCUCUGGUGCGAUUGAUGUUCAGCAAAGUCAAAUACACGAAUUGGCUGAAUUCGAUGAAAAGCUGUCUGUAGCCACCGCCAUUGAUAGUAUUGGCCACAAAACUACAGAAGCCAACCAAGUCCAGCCACUUCGACUGAGCAAAGAAUUAAAGGAAAACAAUCAGGAUAAUAUGAAUUGCGUAUCGAUUACAAGGACUACCCAGAUAGAUCACGAAGUAAAUUUAAUGGACAGUGCGAAUUCUACAUCCACUAAGGAAAAUAUCUGCAAUGUAACUAAUACACUCACGGGUCACAAUGAGAAGUUAAUUGCUGUCCAAAUACAGGAUCAAAUAGAGACCGUCGAUACUACUAGGAAAAAUCCUAAACAAAAACUCAGAGAAAAUAAAUUAGAAGCAUAUUUCAAAUCUGAUCCGAUAGGCGCCCUGCAAGAACUGUGUAGGUCUCGAGAUUGGAUACUUCCGAAAUAUCAGUUUUUUAAAGAAGGUGAUAGCAGGACGUUCACAUACUCGGUUGUGUGUACUGUAUUGUCAUUCACUGUCAGGGUCAAUGGUGUGCAUAAAAAAAUUGGCAAACGACAAGUCGCUACUGAAAUGUAUCACAAAAUAAAAAAUUUUACCAGUAGUAAAGUUGAUUUGGCAAAAUAUGUCUCUGAAAUAAAUCCCAGAGGUAAUGGGAUAGUCAGCGAUGAACGUGUUUUCACGUCUGCGGGAUUCUACUCGAAACCGGACACCACAGAUGUCGUUGACGCACCAGUAUUUACUUUAGCUGAUGAAACGGAAUGCAUAAAAAUUAACAAAGAUUCAGCAUUUAAAACGUGCAAUGAGGUCUUAAGUCACCCAGCGUCACUUAAAGAACACGAUAAUGGUCGUCCUAUCGUCAUUUCAAAAUGCCUUAAUCGCAAUGAAAAUCACGAGUCAUCUGUAAACGAAUCGGUUAUCGUCAAUGAAGACAAUAAAUCAUUAUUUGCUUCUGUAGACGCCGAUCUCGUCGAAAGAUUUCGACUAUCAAAUAAUCCUGGUUUGCGUAAAUUGAAGGAAAUUAAAACAAUAGACAUGCUUACGGUUCCAUCGAAUGUUUUGUUUUUGCAUCAAAUCGCCAGAGAAGAAGAGCUAAUAUUGGAUUAUGAACUUUUCGAAUGUUGCUCACUAACGAUUAGAAAAGAUUUUACGGGUAUUCAACUUACGGUAAACCAUUGUGCACUAACGGUCGUUGGCUUCGGUGAAACGAUACUUGAGAGUCAAGAAGAUGCGGCUUACGAGUGUUUGAGUCGCUUCAAAUCGAUUCUAGAAUAAUAUUCUAGAAGUACGAUCAAAGCAGUAGAUUUCUCCACAGUGUGGCACGAGCGGAUUAAACGGGAUUACUAAAAUUCAUCGAUUGUAUGCGUUUGGAUUAUUCUGCUCAACAAUAAGAUCCGUUAGCAUUUAAGACCAUCAACAUCAAAACCAUAUAAAAACAAUACAAAUUGAAAAUAUCGCUAAACCCAUUAUGUGAUCAUUCAACCCCCUUAGGGUAGAAUAUCUCACUUCUUAUCGAUAUCUACUUGUAAUAAUUUAAUCACUGUUAACUAUAAUAAUGAAUUGUUAAAUAACACUGUUAUUGAAUAAAUGAUAGUCACUAUUCA